AUGGCCUAUGAUGACUUUGGAGAUUACAUGAAGGAAAAGCAUCGAAAGUUGCAAGAACAAAGUGCUCACAUUGCUCAAACCCAGAAGCAAUCCAACAUCUUUGCAGGAAUCAUUGUUUACUUUGACGGCCAUGUCGGUGAUAUGACAAUGACGGACUUGAAAGAGCUCUUUCUUCUACACGGAGGACUAGUACACGAUAAAUUGACACCUCAAGUCACCCAUAUAAUCGCGACAACCAUGACGGAUACGAAGAUGAAGCAACACAGACGGCCUGUCGUCACACCGUCUUGGAUUUUGGAGUCUAUUGAAGCGCAAAAGCUGCUUUCAUAUCUCAAUUAUCGAUUGUAUUCUCUCCUAGCACCAUCACAGAGCACGUUGUUUACUACUGGUAGUACAACAACUACUACCAAAAGUAGGAGUCAUAUGUUUCUCUCGUCAUCUUCGUCGUCGUCGGUACCAAACACGUCGAAAGCAACGUCGAGUGAAACACAGCAUAGUGCAAAAGCAACGGCAUCGCGGGACAAUGACGGUUUCCUGAGACCACUUCCAAAGACUCCUACAAAAGUCGUCAAUAAUCUAUCAGAUAGCUUGGUAAAGACACCCACGAAAGCUAGCACGAAUGCAGAUAUUGAAGACGACGACUCGGAGGAAUCUGAUGAGGGAGAUGAUAGUUGGUUUGGUCCGAAGCCGGAUGUGGAUAUGAAUAGUGAUUGGGUCAAGGCUAACGUUUGUACCGCUCCUGGCUUCUUGGACAGAUACUUUGCAACUUCUCGUCUCCACUUCCUGAGCACAUGGAAGCAGGACUUAAUAGACUUUGUCAUUGCCGAGAAAGCAAACAUGGAAGUCUUGCCGCCCGACUCUCCAUUCUAUCCGAGACCAGCCAAACCAACUGCUAAACAGCCCAAGCUGAGAACUAUAGCUCAUAUUGAUAUGGAUUGUUUCUUUGCCAGUGUGCAUAUACGAGAUCAUCCAGAAUUGGCAAACAAGCCGGUAGCUGUCGCGCAUUCGAGUGGUCUCGGUGGGAAGAGUACAUCAGAGUUGGCGAGUUGUAAUUAUGUUGCCAGGUCGCACGGUAUAGCCAACGGAAGUAGUGUAGGAAAAGCUCGACAAUUGUGUCCAGACCUACAAGUAGUUCCUUACGAAUUCGACAAGUAUGACGAAGUUUCAAGGAAACUGUAUCGUACACUUCUGGCCGUCGCUGAUGAAGUGCAGGCUGUAUCUUGUGAUGAAGCUUAUAUAGAUGUCUCGUCAAGAAUAACGGGCAGAGGACAAGGUCAAGAACUGGCUUUGGCUAACUUGAUUCGUGCCGAAAUUCGUAAAGAGACUGGAUGCCCAGCAUCUGUUGGUAUUUCAGAAUCGCUGGUCGCUGCUCGAAUGGCUACAAAGAAGGCUAAACCGGAUGGUGCAUUUUGGGUUGGUGGUAUCGAGACUCCACGAUUCAUGGAAUCUGUCAAAGUUGAUGAUUUACCUGGUGUUGGAUGGGGGACUAAAAGAAAAUUGGCAGAUAUCAAAGUCACCACAUGUAAAGAAUUGAGCAGUCUUGGUCUUGGAGCUAUCCAGAACCAAGUCGGUGACAAGACUGGGCAGACCCUGUUUAAUUUCGCGAAAGGAAUUGAUACAAGGGUCUUGGUGAAUAAGCCUCGACAAAGUAUUGGGGCUGAGAUUAAUUGGGGUGUGAGGUUCCAAAAUGAUGAGCAAGUUGAGACCUUCUUCGAUCAAUUGGCUGAGGAAAUUCACAAGAGAAUGACCCGAUGUCGUGUUAAAGGCAGACACAUCCAUGUCACUCUCAAGAAGAGAUUGUAUGAAGGCGAACCUCCGAAGAUCUUAGGAUGUGGUCACUGCGAAAAUCUCUCAAAGUCGAAAGACUUGUCAUUCAACAUAUUCACCAAAGCCCAAAUAUUUCGUGAAGGUUGGGAAUUAAUCAAAUCUAUCCGCUCCUCGUCACAAGUAGCAGCUGAUGAAAUACGAGGAGUCGGAAUUCAUAUUACAAAACUCGAUAAUGAUCAACGACGAGAAGAUGGGCAGCAGAGGCUGCAAUUUCUUGCUAAACCUUACGGUAGCAGGACAACUAGUCUUGCGUCGUCGUCUAGUAAACCGGUCUUGGACAAGGUCGAUAAUGUUGGUGCUGGAAAGAAUGAAGUAGGUGCUCCUUUGCCGACUUUUGAGGAGAUUGAUAUGGAAAGUCUUUCAGAACUACCACCCGAGAUACGGCAAGAGUAUUUUGAAUAUUACGAGGGGCAGAAGCGGUCUCGUGAAGUUGCAUUUGCUCUUGAACUAGAGCAGCAACACGAGCAACAAGAGCAACAUGCCAGUAAGCGAGCUCGAACUAUAUCUCCGAAGAAGGAGUUGACUAUGAGUCAACUAAUCCCGCAAGAUCUAUCUGCUAUACCUCCCGAAGUCUAUAAUCAGCUACCUCUUGAUAUAAGGAGGGAACUUGACACACAGAAAAAGAAUGCCGAGAAACUUCGUAACAAAGCCACUGUCACUGCUACGACAACAGUUACGAGCAAGAAGAGUGGUGGUCUUAUCAAGAAGGUCAUGAAUAAAAAGAUUCAAAAGCGACAACCGGAUAUCAAACAGUCCUUCAGGAGGCAGAAUGGAAUUGUAGAUGAGCCUCUCCAUAUAAUACCCAAAGCACCACCACGCCAAAUACCCAUAAUAGAACCACCGGUAAUCAAACUACCAAUACCAUUCAUGGGACAUACCUCUAUACCCGACAUUCGAGACACGUUGGGAGAAUGGAUAUCGUCUACUGCUGAUGAAGCACCCGAUGAAGACGACGUAUCAUCAGUUGUUGAAUACUUGGUGGAGAAAGUGCAUGCACGAGAAUGUGCGGAUGUGCUUGUGUUGAUGAGGUAUUUGUCGAGAACAGCUGCUGAUUGUCAUGAUGGGUGGAAGCAGGCAGUGGAACGUAUGUGGCUGGAAUGUAAUGAGGCCGCUGUGUCUAUAUAUGGGUGUCCUUUGAAGAGGGACUGA
Molecule: messenger RNA, 2976 nt
Organism: Synchytrium microbalum
Lineage: Eukaryota; Fungi; Chytridiomycota; Chytridiomycetes; Synchytriales; Synchytriaceae
Product: DNA-directed DNA polymerase
Exons: 9
Coding region: 1-2976 (991 amino acids)
Biological process (GO): error-free translesion synthesis; error-prone translesion synthesis
Cellular component (GO): nucleus
Molecular function (GO): DNA-directed DNA polymerase activity; damaged DNA binding; deoxycytidyl transferase activity
Source: RefSeq, a predicted model, not a curated record